UUAUACCCGUGGCGCUGGGCUGCAUCAUUGGCAUUUGACCCGUAAAUGACUAAUUUCGCAAUUUGGAAUUCAAUUUCAAUCUCGGCGCUUGAGUGUGCAGGAAGUAGAGUGGUGUGAUAUAGUGGCUAUGAGUUUUUGGAUACGUGUUCCCCAAUGGGUUGGCAUACAAAAACGCGUGAAGGAGCAAGUGCUGACCUCAGUAUUCGAGAGCAAAGUUUCGGUGUCGGUGCCCACUUUCAGCACAAAGUCCAGAUCUGUCGAAUGGAACGGGCUCUUCAUUAAGCGCUUUAAAAAGUCGUCAAUUCUAGAGUUAACAGAAGCUUCUAUUUCAAUUAAGGAAGUGACCUUGAUAUUUCUCCCUUUGUUUAGGUUUGUCGUCAGAAUCAUAACAACGUCCCUCGCGUGCUUAUCUGUCGGCGGUUGAGUACUAACCGGUCAUUGCAACUCGGCUCCACGACGCAGUUGGCUAGUCCAAUCGAAUCAAGCGCUGUAGUGAUUCCAAGCCAACUGAGCUUCCAAAAUGUCCGCAGACGAUGACUUCAUAUCAACAUUCGAUAAAAUCAAAUGCAAGCAUGAUGAGGCAUUCCACUUGGUUGACGAUGCCAUCAAGCAAGAGGAGGAAGAUCAUCCUCAUCACGCCCUAAACCUCUACAAAAUGGCUGUCGAGGCAAUUGACGAGACGCUUGCAAUUCCCGUAAAGGUACCUGAGAACAUGGAAUUGGUGCGAUCUGAGUGGGACAAUGCAUGCCGUAUGAUCCAUAAAAUUAAACGCGCCCGAGCAGAACUCGUUCAGAGGAUCGGGGUUUUAAGCGAAAAACAAAACGCGGCUGGGAACGCCACUUCAGUCACAAGCUCGAACGCAAGCGCUACAAAUGGGACUGACACACAGCAAAGCAGACCUCGAACUUACUCUGAGCUAGCCCAGGCGUUGCGAGACAUGAAAUGCACUGGCGAAGGAAUUGAGUCAUUAGAAUUGUUGUUCUCGUGUGAGGGCGUUAAGCUCUACUACAUAAAGCCAAAUGGACUCGUUACAACUGCUCUGGAAGACUCCGUCCUACGAAUCGUACGCAUGGAAAAAGACGAGAAGAAACUUCUGAGUGCAACGUUUUUCAUACAAAUUAUCAAAACCUCUGAAGCCAUCCGCAUACAAAACGUUGAAAACAUUCCCUCUCCCGUCACUCAAGAAUCUGGAGCCGCGUCUACAGAGACUUCUGUAUCCUUACCAAAUGAGAGCAACGCUCAAAGUACAGAGAUGCGCAAACUGAAGUCGGACAACUCAUGGAUAUACCCACUCAUUCCGGGCGUAUCUCCAUGUUUCCGCACCGAAUUCGGUGCUUUCAUUCUCCCUGAUCUUGAAGCAACUGAAACCGGAUCCUCAUUUGGCAUAGUGGUCCCAAAGGAUUCCGGUGCUGAUGAAAUCGUCUUAGAAAUUCUUGAACAAAUACUGCACGGGGUCGUCAUCCAGUCAGCCGAAGCCCCUUCCCCCGCCGACCUCAGCACUCAGGUGUCAUCUAAAAUCGUGCGAGGUGCCUGCUUUGUUUCACAGAAUUUGGUUAAAGGCGCUGAGAAAGCAGGCCAAUUGAUGUCAUCCUCCACUCCUUAUUUGAUAUCGAAAAUUCGACCAGCUACCCAGGAUUCUCCAGUCUCCCCAAAUGUUCAAAAUUCCGUGGUGAUUGCAAAGAAUGUCAGCAGCACGGCCGUUGGAAUAACGGGGUUCAUUGUAGAAAAGGUGGGCUCAGCGACUAUGGCACUAGGUCGGUUCCUAGCGCCACACAUUCAGACUCACGGCUCGACUCUACUAUCAAAAGGCUUCGGAAUGGACGAGGCAACGGCUCAACAGAAGAUGUCCGACGUUCUUACAAUCGCCGCGGGAGCCGUUGAAGGAUUUGGAACUAUUUACGCUGGCCUCGAACAAUCGGCUUCGAUUCUAGGAAAAAAUUUAAGUGAAAACUCAGUAAAAAUUAUUGAACACAAGUAUGGCUCCUCAGCAGGUUCUUUGGCUUCCGAAACCUUCGACACGGUAGGAAAUGUAAUCAACUUAACACAAAACGUGAACAGCAUCACGCCUAAAGGGAUAGCAAAACGAACAGCGAAAAAUGCCGGCCGAGCGAUUGUAGAGGAUUACAGGCCGCGGCUACAAAGUAACAAUGUCGUGCCAGCUGGAGCCUUGUAUCCUGAUUUGUCGGGACUGCAGGCCAAGAUUCAACAGUGAUUUGUCAUUAUUCUCAGCUUAAUAACGGAAGUGGAUAUCUUAAUUUAAUUUAGACUGAAUUCAUUGAUAUUAUUUUUUCGCAUGCAAUUAACUCAAGUGUUGGAUCUUUUGCAUGCUUUCUCCCUGCUUUCCACACAUUGUCGAAUAUUGUAAGCAUUGUUUGCAUUUGCACUGUAAUCGUUGUGAAACUACCAAGCUAUUGAAAAUAUAUAAAAAAGUGUGUCUAUUUAAAGUUAAACUGUGGGUGUAAUAAAAGUGAUUUAUUUUUGGGAAACA
Messenger RNA from Hermetia illucens (black soldier fly), 2488 nucleotides. RefSeq names its product protein spartin. Gene Ontology annotation, cellular component: plasma membrane. Bases 521 to 2212 code for a protein of 563 amino acids. NCBI's taxonomy places the organism in Eukaryota, Metazoa, Arthropoda, Insecta, Diptera, Stratiomyidae. Gene Ontology annotation, biological process: cell division; negative regulation of BMP signaling pathway. The transcript is spliced from 5 exons. The record is from RefSeq and is a predicted model, not a curated record.